Molecule: messenger RNA, 10622 nt
Organism: Globicephala melas (long-finned pilot whale)
Lineage: Eukaryota; Metazoa; Chordata; Mammalia; Artiodactyla; Delphinidae
Gene: ANO3
Product: anoctamin 3
Biological process (GO): chloride transmembrane transport
Cellular component (GO): plasma membrane
Molecular function (GO): protein dimerization activity; chloride channel activity
Source: RefSeq, a predicted model, not a curated record
UGCUGGCUAAAGCAGGUGUCGGAUUGCAGGGCGCUCGCGGAUAUUCCGGAAUUGCAUUGAGCCCGGGAGGCUCUCUCAGGGUACGGCUACAGGUCACCUUUUUCUCGGACAGCUUCCUAAGCCGGCGGGGACGCACUGAGUGAAAAUGGUCCAUCAUUCAGGCUCGAUUCAGUCCUUUAAACAGCAAAAAGGUAUGAAUAUAAGCAAGAGUGAGAUAGCAAAAGAAACUUCAUUAAAACCAUCUCGGAGAUCCCUGCCUUGCCUGGCCCAGAGCUAUGCUUACUCAAAGAACUUGAGCCAAUCUACCUCACUCUUCCAGUCAACUGAGAGUGAAUCUCAGGCUCCCACUUCUGUAACCUCAAUCCCUGCUGACAAAGCAGAGCAAGUUAACACUGAGGAAGGCAGAAAAGACUCUGUGCUCAGAUGUUCUUUUGCUGACCUCAGUGACUUUUGCUUGGCCCUAGGAAAAGAUAAGGAUUACACGGAUGAAUCAGAACAUGCUAAUUAUGACCGAUCUCGCCUCAUUAAAGACUUUGUCCCCCAAAAUAAUUCUGAACCCAAGCCCAGAUUGCCUAAGAAUGACAUGAAUUACAUAGCAUCCAGUGGACUUCUAUUCAAAGAUGGCAAAAAGCGGAUUGAUUACAUCCUGGUUUAUAGAAAGUCAAAUAUACAGUAUGACAAAAGAAACACAUUUGAAAAGAACCUCAGAGCAGAAGGCUUGAUGUUAGAAAAGGAGCCAGCUGUUGCAAACCCUGAUAUCAUGUUUAUUAAAAUUCAUAUUCCAUGGGACACGCUGUGCAAGUAUGCAGAGAGGCUGAAUAUCAGGAUGCCCUUCAGGAAAAAAUCCUAUUACACUGACCAGAGGAGCAAAUCAAUGGGCAGGGUGCAAAAAUAUUUUAGAAGAAUCAAAAAAUGGAUGUCCCAAAACCCCAUGGUUCUUGACAAGUCAGCUUUCCCAGACCUGGAGGAGUCAGACUGCUAUACUGGCCCCUUCAGCCGUGCACGAAUUCACCACUUCAUAAUAAACAAUAAGGACACCUUCUUCAGCAAUGCUACUCGAAGCAGGAUAGUCUAUCACAUGCUGCAGCACACCAAAUAUGAAAAUGGAAUAUCAAAAGUGGGUAUCUGUAAACUUAUAAACAAUGGUUCAUAUAUAGCAGCUUUUCCCCCACAUGAGGGAGCCUACAAGAGUAACCAGCCCAUCAAAACCCAUGGACCUCAGAAUAACAGACAUCUAUUAUAUGAGCGCUGGGCACGCUGGGGAAUGUGGUACAAGCAUCAGCCCCUGGAUUUAAUCAGGCUAUACUUUGGUGAGAAGAUUGGGCUAUACUUUGCUUGGCUGGGGUGGUAUACUGGAAUGCUGAUUCCUGCAGCUAUUGUUGGCUUGUGUGUUUUCUUCUAUGGAAUAUUAACAAUGAAUGCAAGUCAAGUAAGCCAAGAAAUUUGCAAGGCCACUGAAGUCUUCAUGUGCCCUCUCUGUGACAAGAACUGCUCACUGCAGAGACUCAAUGAAAGCUGCAUUUAUGCCAAGGUAACAUAUCUGUUUGAUAAUGGAGGGACAGUCUUCUUUGCUAUUUUUAUGGCAAUAUGGGCCACAGUCUUCCUGGAGUUUUGGAAAAGGAGAAGAAGUACACUGACCUAUACUUGGGACCUUAUUGAAUGGGAAGAAGAGGAGGAAACACUUCGUCCCCAGUUUGAAGCAAAGUAUUACAAGAUGGAGAGAGUGAAUCCCAUCAGUGGAAAACCUGAGCCUCAUCAGCCUUCCUCAGACAAAGUCACUCGGCUUCUUGUUUCUAUCUCAGGAAUAUUCUUCAUGAUUUCUCUGGUGAUCACUGCAGUGUUUGCAGUCGUGGUGUAUCGCCUGAUUGUCAUGGAACAGUUUGCAUCAUUCAAGUGGAAUUUCAUCAAACAACACUGGCAGUUCGCAACUUCUGCUGCUGCAGUCUGUAUCAAUUUUGUGAUCAUUAUGGCGCUGAAUCUGGCUUAUGAAAAAAUUGCUUACCUUCUCACUAAUUUAGAAUAUCCUCGAACAGAAUCUGAAUGGGAAAACAGCUUUGCUUUGAAGAUGUUCCUCUUCCAGUUUGUCAAUUUAAACAGUUCUAUCUUCUAUAUUGCUUUCUUUUUGGGGAGAUUUGUAGGCCAUCCAGGAAAGUACAAUAAACUUUUCAACCGGUGGAGACUGGAGGAAUGUCAUCCUAGUGGCUGUUUGAUAGACCUUUGCCUCCAGAUGGGAGUUAUCAUGUUUUUGAAGCAAAUAUGGAACAAUUUCAUGGAACUGGGAUACCCGUUGAUCCAGAACUGGUGGUCACGACAUAAAAUCAAGCGGGGAAUACAAGAUGCUUCCAUACCUCAGUGGGAAAAUGAUUGGAAUCUACAGCCCAUGAAUAUUCACGGACUGAUGGAUGAGUACUUAGAAAUGGUUUUGCAGUUUGGUUUUACCACCAUCUUUGUUGCGGCUUUUCCUCUGGCCCCUCUUUUGGCUUUGUUAAACAAUAUCAUUGAAAUCAGGCUGGAUGCGUACAAAUUUGUCACCCAGUGGCGGAGGCCUUUGCCAGCCAGAGCAACCGACAUAGGUAUCUGGUAUGGAAUUCUUGAAGGAAUUGGUAUAUUGGCUGUGAUUACCAAUGCGUUUGUAAUUGCUAUUACAUCUGAUUACAUCCCACGUUUUGUCUAUGAAUACAAAUAUGGCCCCUGUGCAAGUCAGUUUGAAUAUAGUGAAAGUUGUUUAACAGGAUAUGUCAACAAUAGCCUAUCCUUCUUUGACCUGAGUGAGCUUGGCAUGGGAAAAUCUGGUUAUUGCAGGUACCGAGACUACAGAGGUCCUCCUUGGAGUUCCAAACCCUAUGAAUUUACCCUACAAUACUGGCAUAUCCUCGCUGCUAGAUUGGCCUUCAUUAUUGUGUUUGAGCACCUUGUUUUUGGAAUCAAGUCAUUCAUUGCCUACCUGAUUCCAGAUGUACCAAAGAAUCUAUAUGACCGAAUACGACGGGAGAAGUACUUAGUCCAAGAAAUGAUGUAUGAGGCUGAACUAGAACAUUUGCAACAACAACGGAGAAAAAGUGGUCACCCUGUUCACCAUGAAUGGCCUUAGUUGAUACCUGUUGUCCAGCAGGGGCAAUACCAUUAGUGGGCAUGAUGGCAACUUCAAAUUCUAGGUGGGAUCUAGGGGGAAGGCAUACCUGGCAAAACAUAUGUGUAAUAUGUUACUUGGAAAUGCAUCACAGCCAUCUCUGGGAUUUGAAAUAUCCAAGCUUCUAGGGAAGAAAACAAAUGACCCAUGACCUUAAAAAAAAUGGUUAAAUUGACAUUGCAGGAAGCCAGGAUCUAAUUCUCAGAACCAGCCUCAGGGAGUUGUGUGUUUGGAAACCUCCACCUUCCAUCAGCUGCAGUGUAAUAGGAAGGGUGAUGAUGAGGUUUCUAGAGACAGAUUUCCAUGUAAAUGUACACAAGCCAGGCAUGACUUAAAGUAUCAUGUGGUCCUCACCCACAUACUAAUCUUUGGAUGUCUUUGGAACCUUAGGCUGAGUUGAGAUACUUACAAGAAAUGGCAAAUCAAUUAUUACCUUUGCUGCCUGAACUCCAUGUCCCUUCAGCUUACUGUUUCAUAGAAAUUUCCCUUAUUUCUUGGUGAGAUUUUGGAUCUGUGCCACAGGGAAUUUAUGCUGCUUUACACUGACUAUGCAGUUGAAGAGUUGCACAUCUUUAGUAGUCAAACCAAAAAUCUAAGACUCCAAAAAGAAUACCAUUCAUUGAAAUAAUAUUCUAUUGCAUUGGCUACAUUCUAAUCUGUUUUAUCACUGGCAGAUUCAGUUUUACUGCAUUUCUUUUUUUUUUUUUUGCUAAACGCCAAUAGAGCCACAGAGUUAUAAAAUAUGGAAGCAUGUUCUCAUAUCAUUUAGAACAUGAUGAAUCCAUAUUUUACUGUGGAAAGCUGUUUUAUAGUAUAUUUAAUUUCCACCUCCCUGAUUUAUUACAACACUCUCACAGAAUAACUUGAAAUGCUGUAAAUAUGUUGGUUUUCCUUGUACCUUUGCACCUGAACAAUAUGGAAUGCAAGUUACAAUUCAUGCAGUUCUGAGACCAGUUACACAGUACGCCAUUGUGGCUUAUUUAUUCAGGAAAACAGAAGCCAGAUGCUUUGCAACACUUAAGCUUUUCCAACAAUGUGCACUCUUGCUCCUGAGCUGAUGAAAACAAUGCAUGAAUAUAAAUUUAUAUUAUUUGUAAAAAACAUACAUUUUUUUGAGUUUUACUUUCUUUUCAUCACUGAAGGGAGUUUUCUGUUAUUAUUUCUUUGGUAGAUUGGUUUGGUUUAUUUUUGAAAACUCACUAGAAACAAAAAUUAAUUGUGCAAGACAUCAUUUUUGCUUUGUUGUGGAGUUGCUGUUUCUCUGAACUCUGUAUCUGUGAGUGUGAAUGUUCACAGGCUGAUGUUGUAGGAAUGAUGACGCAUUCAACUAAAGAAAGUCUGGUGGAGGCAUAAACUAUGGGAGCAGGAUGGGAAAGAAGAGAAGAGUUGAAUUAAGAAAAUAUAUGGUAGAAAUCAAGACACUUUUUCUUGCAAAACAAAGCUAAUCUCAGUUUUCUUCCCCUGGGAAUGGGAUGAGGAAUACAUAAUCAUACAAAUAUGUGAUUAUUUUUUGUGCAAUUUAACAAAGUACAGUUAUUUCCAAAUUUUAUAAAGAUCAGAUUAAACCCAAUGGGAAUAAAGCUACUUUGUAAUAUAUAUGCAAGGGUUUCUCUAGCAAGAAAAGUACAAAGUUUCUCUUAACUAGAAAACUAUUUUUAUAAUUUUAACACUGAAAUUUUUUUUGACCUUUCCUUCUUUCACUCCAGGGAAAAGCUGAUAGAUUAUAGUUGUUGGUUGGUUGAUUGGUUUUUGUCAAAACUAUUCGCUUCCCUGCUUGCCCUCUGACUGAACAAGGGGAAGAACCUCAGACUCUAAAUUUCCCUCCCACUCCCUUGCCACAAGGGAUUCUUCCAUUCAGAUUCCAGAGAGGUUUUGUUUCUGCCAUCUGCUUAUUCAUAGCAACUAAUUCUACUAACUCCGCGAAGGAGCUUUGAACGCCUCCAUUUUUGUAGCAUCUGCCUUUCCUUUUUUGUUGUUGUUAGUUAAAUGUAUACACAUGCCUGAGGAUAAAUACUCUCUAUGCCUGUUGAAGACAUGAAUGAACCUGACAUUUAUGUCCCUUUCUAAAUUAGGGACACAGACAAAGACAUUUGUCUUAUAGCAAAGAAUAAUGAUAGCUCUGUCCUUGAGAAUUCUCUUUCUGAGUUAUUUUUAUAUAACCAUAUUGAUUACUAAAGAGAAAAACAUGAAAAGAGAAAGGUGUUUUUAAUAAAAAAUUACAAUACAUUGAUUUAGAAAAUGCUUUCUCUGAUAUUUUUUGAAACCAAUGGAAAAAUAGAGAAACAAUGAAAAAAUUAUCUGAAAUUUUCCUUUUGUGAAACAAUGCAGUAGAAUCUAGCUAUGCCUUCCUCAUUGUUGACAUCAAAAUAUUGACAGCCCCUCAUGGGUAUAUCAGUUUUAGAAGACUCUGCUUUAAUUGAGAGAAAUGUUUUAUAUCAUGGUUUUCAAAUGAAUACAAAUUAUUUCUCAAAGAUUUAUACGACACACACUAUUCUCAGGAAAUCUGUAUUACAUGAAUGCUGCUUAUAUAUUUUCUUAUUCUAAAUUGUUGUCUUUUCAAACAAAUAAAUAUAUAUAUGUGCAUGCAGUCAGCCUUGACAAGUUGCACAAAGCUGAAGCAUUUUCAUAGUACAGUAUGUGGGAAAUCGCUCUAGGUCAUAGCUGAAAUAGUUUGCAGUUGUCUGAGUCUGUGCACGCACUUUGAGAUAAAACGCUCCUGAGUGACUGCAUGAUGAGAUACAACUUCUGAAUGCUGCACAUUCUUCCAGAAUGACUCUUAUCUGUUGUAUAAUGCAAUGAAAAGGAAUCUUUUUCACUCAAUAAAUUUUCAUGUGAUAUGGUAUUUUUUCCUGUAAUCUGCAUGUUAAAUUUAAUCCUGCUUGUUUUUUAAAUAUUAAGUUGGGAUUUGUUGAGCGUGUAUGGGGAGAGGGGAUUGCUCACUCUUUAGCUCUCCAAGGCAAUAGUUUCGUAUUCUUGUGGGCCCUUCCCCACUCUUGAAAAGUUUUGACUCUGUGUCUUCCGAUAAGCUCAUUGUCAUCAUCAAGGCAUUUGCACAUGAAAGUGCAGGUGGAGUAUCACAUUGAUCCUAAUAAUGCUUUGUGUUAGCAAAGUUGGGGGAGGAAGCUUGAUCAGUUCUUCUGUCACACAGCAUUUUCUUUUUUCACACUUUUGCUGGCUCUAUCAAUCACCAUCAAAAUCUCCCUGGAACAGGAAUUUUAGCAGAUAUAAUUCAUGCCAAGGAAAGAGGACAUAUUGGGCCAACUAUCAAUAUGAGGCUACCAAAUUGCCCAUUUUUUUCUCAACUUGAUGGUCAAAAUUGAAAAUCCAGGUUGUGUAGAGUUGCUUAACUGAUAAGGCUGAAUUGAUUAGUCUGUCAACUGGGGACAGGGAGACGUAGACCCAGGGUGUGUUUGUGUGUAUGUGUGUGUGUGUGUGUGUGUGUGUGUGUGUGUGUGUGUGUGUAUGCAUCCAUACACAUGACUAGGAAUUCUUUUUAUUAUGUAAGAACCGGUGAACACUUAUUCUCUGUGAGAUACGCCCAACUCAGUCCUGUUAGAGUCAUCAGAUAUUUUCACUCCAUUUUCCCCCAAAUCACAGUAUUAUACCAAACUCUGGGAAUAGUUGUACAUUUUGUCCAGGGAAUCAGUUAACAUCUUAUGUCCUUCCUGUUAUCCUCAGUAGGUGAAAAGAAAACAUUUUAGGAAUGGCCUAGAAAACUCAACUUCUGAUGGAAAUGUGAGCAUUCCCCUACAGACAUUCCUGUUCAAAAUGAAAUGUGCCAACAAAACAUAGUCCAAAGGGAAAAUUGAUUGGGCUUUAGCUUGAAUCAUUGAUCAGCUUAGGUUCUUGCUAGCUAGGAUUUACAUACUUGUAGUGGUGUUAAGUUACCUUCAAGAGUACUUGCUAUCUGGGUUCAUCUCAGAAACCACACCCACGACCACAUUUGAUGGUUUUCUUUCUGGAGAACGCAUAUAUUAGAGCCACUGCAUCCUAGCCACAUUCACAUUAAGGUAUCUUUUUCAAGAAAGUAAAAUAAAGCAGACAGAUUGGGAGAGGAGACUCAUUGUUUGAGACCAGAUCCAAUUUCUUGGACCAUCAAAAUCUACCAUCAGGGAGAAGAAGCCUAUACAUCCUACCUUACAACUUUAUGACUACCAAUGUGUGCUCCAACACAUUUUCCCUAGAAAAAAACUACUGUUCCAUGUACAACUAUCCCAAAGUGGGAGCCUUGUACACUAGACAGUCAGCUAGGUCGAUUCUGCUUUCCCUCUUUCCCUAAGAAGGAAGGGGAUGAGAUUUUCAGGCAUAUGCUGGCAUUGACUUCUUCAGAAUAUUUAUUUCUAUCUCAGUUCUUACUCUUUCUGUGGGAAAAGCAGUAUCUUUGCUCUGUUUUUCAGAAAGCAAACAUUUCCUAUAUUUAUUAGUUGAAAAAUAAAACGGAAUGAGAUCCAUUUAGAUAUUCCCCACAAGAAUAAUUGUCAUGUGGAUGGCUAGCCCCCCUGUGGUAUUUAAGCUGCCUCAAAACCUUUAUAAUUAUUUUGUCAAUGCCACUCAAUGCUACCAGGUGAACACUUUAGACCAAAUUUAGUAUCUUUUCUAACAAGCAGUGUGAGCAGAUUUUCCCACUGAUUUUGACCCAUUGUAAAUUUUUGAUGCUGUUCUCUAAGUGAGAAGAGGGGGAUUGAGUGGCCAGAAAAUUCUGAUGGCAAAGGUAAUUGUGGAAGCAAUGUUUUGGGGUUGGUGUGUUGGGGCACACAGAGACUUUCCUACCAAAGUAAAAAUGUCUAUUUUGCGGAUUCUUAUUCGGUAUCUGCAGUCAGCACACCCUGCCUUCUUUCUGACUGAGAAACAAUUGCAAUUUAGUUAAUCUUUUAACGUGAAGAAGAAAUGAAAGGUUUUUGUCUUGUUUUUCUUUUUCUUGUCUAUUUUAGAAGCUAAAUCUAGUAAGCUUAGAUUUCAGUGACAACUCUAGCCAAAGAAUAAACGUCUCAAUUUUCAGUGUUGAAGAUGAAAACGCACUUAAAAUAAGUGCAAAAUUUUAUCUUCCUAGGAUGGGUGGUUAUUGGCCUCUAUAUUGUAAUUUUCAAGUAGGAAAGAACUAUUAGAGUCCUUGAAGACUAGAGUAAUUGAAGAGGGAAUUUGGGGAAGGCCAGAAGAGACAGACUGGAUUUCUCCAAGUGUUUUCAUUCUCAAUAUGAGAAAUUAUGUUGCAACCAUAUAUUUAGCCAGACGAUUAUAUAAAUAUUGAGUUUUUUCCUUUUACUCUCAAUAUAUCCUCUGAAAAUCUUAAAAAUAUGAAUCUUAACAAUGCCGAUUGUUAAUCAUUAAAAACAUUCUUUCCAAACUCUCAUAAGAAAUUUUAAAGCCAAUUUAAGGAAGCUCUUUGCUUUGUUGAAAUCAACUGAAUCAAUUUUUUAGAUGGUGUCUUCGUCAACAUUAUUGAAAGAACUGAACAAUAAAGAUUCAUAAACCUUUAUAAUGUAGAUUCUGAAUCAGUCAAUAACAUGGUCUGAUUGCUCAGUUCUCUACAAAUUCUGCCUGACUGUAUUAUACUGUUACAAAUAAGCAGUUUCGGGAUUGAUCAUUAAUUUUCUUACAUGGAAGUUACAUUAGGGGGCAUGAAAUCAAUACACUACAUGAAAUUAUUCUUAGCUUUUCAAAUGUGUCAAAGCAGACUCUAUAAUUAGGAACUGUGUGUUAUGAAUACCUGUGUACACACUUGCUAUAACAUUUUUAAAAACCGGAUGAAUGGUUGUUUCUGGAAAUUCCUGAGGACAAAUAGGUCAAGUCCAUAAAUGAUAUCACCAUUGUAUAUUGCUUUUCUUGAUAUAUAGUAACCUAUUGUAUUGUCAUAAAAUCUUCUUAAUGUUUACUUGUGUGUGUGUGUGUGUGUGUGUGUGUGAAGCCCUGGGUAGCCCAAAUGUUAUAGACAUUAUCGAAAACACUGAAAAAGAUGUCAUGUUAUAUAACAAGAUGUCAUGUUAUAUAACAAUAUGUCAACCUUAUUUUGACAUAUGUUUACUUGGUCACUUGGUAGACCUGCCUUUAGGUCUACCUGCCUGACUUGGUCACUUGGUAGACCUGCCUGACUUUAGGGAAAAUAAGUAUUUUGCACCCCACUCCUGACCCUGUAGAGAAUAUUCACAUUAAUCACUUGAAUGCACUUCAAUCUGCACUUAUUUUUAAAAGAAAUAAUUAAAAUAAUUAUAUAUCUAUAAUUAUUCUAUAGGCAUUUUUCUAAAAUUAACUAGUUAUAUAAAUAUAGUAUUAAAUUUAGUGGUACUCCAGGGCUCUAUGAGAAAACUGCAUACAAUUUUGGAAAUACAAAAAUAUCAUCUUAAAUUUCCUGUUGAUGCUCAGAAAUAUCAUUAUCAACUAAUAUUUCCCAUUAUAGAGUAGGAUUAUUUUUCUAAUUUGUCAUGAGAGUAUAGUGAGAGAGCCACUGAUAUACUGACAUCCCAAGUAAGGGCCAUUUUGUGAUUAAGUAGCCAAACAUUUAUAACCUUACAUCUGUCUUGUGAAGAUAGCUUGAUAUUUCAAAUACCAAAAGUGCAGUAAAAGAAAGUUGGGCUUAUGAGAGUUUGUUAUUCACACAGGUGUUUACAAAUCUAGAUUGGUUUGGUCAGGAGAUUGGAAUGGAGGAGGAAAUAAUGGCAUUAACUCUUUCCAAGAAUUACAAUAAAAAUAACCCAUUAGGUGAUUUACAAUCAAUUACUAGUUACGCUUGCUUAAUUUAAUUUUUUGUAUCAUUUUAAUAUACAUCAUUGGUAAUAUCAGUUAAAUUUUAUUUGUUUGAAAAUAGGUUAUAUCAAUACUUCAAGGUUAUUAAUGCUGAAUAAAAGAGGUUAACUCUACAGAAAACUUAUUUACCUUACAAUAUUGAGAUUGAGCCAUGAGAUUUCUAAACAGACAAAUGUACAGAAGGAGAGCUCAACUGUCUAGUAUUUUAAAAGAAUUUAUUUCUAAAAGAACAAUUAAAGGGAGACUCCUCUGUGUUUUCUAUUUUCUGAUCUGAUCUUUGCAAUAAUGUUUAAUUAAGAUUGUAAUACCAUAAAAAUAUUUCAAUAAUACUCUCUUUGAAAUACUGUUCUCAAAGCCCCCGGUCUGUGGUUUAUUUGUUUUUAUCUUUAGAAAGAAAUGGUAUAACCAUAUAAAAUCACAAAACAAUGAAAUUUAUAUUAAAGAAAAUUUAUUUGAAUUAAACAAAGGGAAAAGUCCUCCCCCUUCCAUUGUUGUUUAGAGAAUCACAGUUGCCAUUACCUGUGCAUUGAGUGGCAAACUUGGGUUGAGAUGCUGUUUACUUAUCAAGGUUUACAUUUAUAAAUGUAGUACUUAAAUCAUAGAUAUGAAUAUUGCACUUUUCAGUAAUAAAACUUGUCUAUCUUUAUAACAGUAGUUUUUUUUUCGAGAAUUUAAGAUCUUUAGAAAAUUACUCUCUGGAAAAUCAUAUUUUAUUUAAACUCAGCAUUAAAAGAGCUACUGUUUGAAAAUA